Molecule: messenger RNA, 1057 nt
Organism: Erigeron canadensis
Lineage: Eukaryota; Viridiplantae; Streptophyta; Magnoliopsida; Asterales; Asteraceae
Exons: 6
Coding region: 1-654 (217 amino acids)
Source: RefSeq, a predicted model, not a curated record
AUGGGAACCCUUUCAAGGAGUGGAAAGUAUUGUCCCAUUUAUAAACCAUGGAACAAAGUUAAGGACAAAAGGAAAAAAAAGUUGCUUCAACUCAUAAAGACAAAGUUUGAUAUUCCAGAAGAUAAUGUUGUUGAAACCUGGCUAUUGCAAUCUUUGGGGCAUCAGGUGAAGAACUGGAGGGCAAGACUUAGGGACCUCUACCAUGAUCCGUCUUUGUCAAUUAAACAACAGAAAAGGUCUAGGCCAAAACAAGUGCAGAAGAAACAAUGGAAGAAACUUGUAGAUUACUGGAAUGAAGAAGACUUUAAGAUGCUAAGUAAAAAAAACAAGGACAAUCGGGGAAAAAAGAAGAUGGUGCAAAUAACGGGUAAAAAAAGUUAUGCUCGAGUUCGUGAAGAGCUAAAGGAAUCUUUAGGAAAAGAUCCAAGUCGAAUGGAUAUGUUUCAUGAAUGCUUCUGCAAAGAUGGAAAUACCAAAACUGUGGAAGCUGAAAAAGCAAUUGCGAAGAUGAAACAAAUCAAACUAAAACUCCCCGAGGGUUCGAAUGAUACGCCUGGACCAGAUGAUAUUUUUUCUAAAGUCAUGGGUAAGGAUCGCAAUGGUGAUGCAAUCCUGUAUGGUUUGGGUGUUCGUGCUUCUGAUGUAUGGGGGUAAUACCAAGUCGUUCAGCAUGUCAUAAAGAAAACAUCCAAAAGAAAACAUCCAAUUGAAAGCUCGACGUGAAGAACUUACUAGUGAAGUGGACUGGUUAAAAGCCCAAGCAAAGAUUAAUGGGUCGAUGGAUGGUUCCAGUGAUCCGCCUUUAACCUCGCAUUCCCCUGUUGUGACCAAUGGACCUGCACCUUUACGGGUAGUUCAUGAAGAUUGAGGAUGCACGAUGACUUGCGGUUCUUGAGGAUUGGGGAGGCAUUAUGGAUGCUGCUUGUUUUUUUCAUUGCUUUUAGUUUCUUUUAUUAUGUCACAAGACUUUAUGUUGAAUAAUGUUAUAACUCAAUGUUUAGUGUUUUUGUUAUGAAUAUGCACGUUUAUUUGAAAUAUGAUAAAAUUCUGUUUCUAU